Messenger RNA from Anopheles marshallii, 1476 nucleotides. RefSeq names its product zinc finger protein 585A-like. The transcript is spliced from 2 exons. The record is from RefSeq and is a predicted model, not a curated record. NCBI's taxonomy places the organism in Eukaryota, Metazoa, Arthropoda, Insecta, Diptera, Culicidae. Bases 1 to 1476 code for a protein of 491 amino acids. Gene Ontology annotation, molecular function: zinc ion binding. Gene Ontology annotation, cellular component: nucleus.
AUGAAUGGGAAUUGUCGAUUAUGUUUAAACAUAGUUAACAGAAAACGUACCACAAUUGUGCAAAGCGAAUUUCGGAAGAUGAUGGAGACAGUUUUCUCCUUCUCGAUAGUCAACGAAGAAGGACUACCUUCGUAUGUAUGUACUGGAUGUUCUUCUGCAGUGCGUAACUUCUUCAGCUAUAGUCUAAAAGUGCAACAGAAUCAACGACAUCUGGAAAAGCAAUAUCGUACAUCGAACAAAUUAACUUCACCUAAACGGACCACCCGUAGCAGAGUUGUGAAUUUUUUGGAACAUCAUACUGACGACGAUGGAGGCGGCGAAGCAGAUUUUACUAACAUGGAUACAGAUUUUUCGUCAGCUUGUAAUAUUGCACUCGUUCAGGCAGAUCCCCUAUCGGAACUCUCUACGAUAGACUUAUCCUCUCAACACAUUAAGAUAAAGAACAACACAACGGAAAGCAUUGCUGCAAGAUAUAAACAAUUAAACAAUGUAUCCUUAAACAUGAAACAGCCACAAACGUCCGAUCUUCAGUACAGUUGCAAUGAGUGUGAGCUGAAACUUUCCAACAAAAUUCAACUAUACAAGCACCGGCGUGUUCAUCAAAAGAAAGAGUGCCCCGUAUGUAAUUUGCUGUUUCGAUCAGAUAAAAUCAAAGAACACUUCACGAAAAAACAUCCAGAUGAUAAACCGCUGCAAGCAGACGAUGAGUUGCGUUGUAUAAAUUGCCAGGAAUUAUUUAAAACUGGAACUCAACUCAAUAAUCACCUCCGGUUGCUAGAUCAGACGUUGAUCAGAUCACCAGAACAUUAUUUCAAAAGCGAGGUCAUAGACAAUAAAUGGGUUGAUAAUGAACGUGUAUACUAUUGCACGAAAAGGUACAAAUGCUGUAAAUGUGAAGAGAAAUUUGUCGAUAGGAAGCAAGUAGUCAAACAUCAGCGGCUUCACCGUACGACAGAGUGUCCGAUGUGUAACAAGAUACUACGAACGGAUAGAAUUAAGCAACACAUAGCGACACGACAUCCAAGGCACGAUGGAACGCAGAAUGUGCUCUACAAGUGUGCGGAGUGUAAAAAAUUGUUUGAAAAUGCCUCGCAACUAACGAUACAUCGAAUCUCCCACAAGAAGCAGGUGUGCCCAGUAUGUAAGGAGACGGCCACUUCUUCACACAUCAAAAAGCAUUUACAAUCGUUCAACAGCAUCCAUAUGUCCGAAGACUCAAAUGAGUUCUCGGACGGUAAUGUCGAAGUUAGUGAAACAAAUACGAAAAAUCAAUCCAUCCAGUGCUAUGAAUGUGGUCGAACCUUCCUGACGAAAUAUCAGCUACAGAAACAUCAACGCACUCAUCGAAAAAUGGAAUGUCCGGUGUGUCGAAAAUUGCUACGCUCACAUACGAUAUCAACGCACAUAGCCUUGAAACAUCCCGAACAGCGGACAAAUGUUGGGAAUGAGAAAUUACUUAAACUGGAACUAGCGUAA